Messenger RNA from Penicillium arizonense, 927 nucleotides. RefSeq lists its product as uncharacterized. The record is from RefSeq and is a predicted model, not a curated record. The coding region runs from base 1 to 927 and encodes 308 amino acids. NCBI's taxonomy places the organism in Eukaryota, Fungi, Ascomycota, Eurotiomycetes, Eurotiales, Aspergillaceae. The transcript is spliced from 6 exons.
AUGAUGUCUUCCAACACCAAGUCUCACCGUAUUAGGAACAAGAAGAAGUCAGCUCCCAUGAUGACUCCUUCCAAUGAGCCUCUCAGUCAGCGCAUCGAGUCGGCGGCUCUUUCGCCUUCCGCUACUGCGUUUACUCCUGCUAGCGCUUUGGGAAAGAUCACCGAGAGCACCAAUGCGGAAGGUGACCCUGUCUCUGCCACUUCCUCUACCUCCGCUAUUCCGGAUGCUCCUGUGAAGUCCACCGAACACCGACUUGGAUACUCGGUCUCCUCUCCUGCUGCCUCUCAUGGCGAUGCAGAUGCAGAUGCUGAUACUCGCUCCAAUGUUGCGAAUGCUGGUUCUCCUGUUGCCGGUGUUAGGGCUAAAGUUGCUGGUGCUGGUCCCACCGCUGCCCACGCGGGUCCCACUGCUGCUGAUGCUCGUCCCACUGCUCCUGACGGGGGCAAUGUUAACGACGAGCCCACCCACCCCGGUCCAGCCCACAGCUGUGCCGAGAAGCAAGCAGUCACCAUCAUUGCCAUUAAAGCCUUCGUUCAAAUGCGCCUUCUCAGCAACGAGGUCAUCGAAGUCCCAUUGACUCCCCUACGAGUCCCCGUUAACGGAACCACCGACUACAAGAUCUGGCGGUCUUCUCUGGCACUCGUCCUCCUUCAGCAUGGGGUCUACAGUGUCAUUGAUGGUGACUUUCGCCCCCUGCCACUUGGCCACGAACUUGAGUUGUGGUAUGUGCACAUGAUCGAUACCGCGUGUGCCUUGAUUUGGAACAGCCUCUCGCAUGAGGUCAAGAAGGACCGCCACGUCCGCUAUUACCUCGAUACCAAGCACCCUCGAAAUGUUUUGCAGCUCCUUGCCCGUUCUUUCGGGGAUGGACACUGCGAGUACCAUGACGGAAACGUGCCUGACGGACUUGAGAUGUUUGGUACUUAG